AAAAUAGAAAAUCUCCAACUAAAACGAAAGAAUUGAAACAUUUUCGGAUUUUUUCAUUUCAGAUGCGAGCAGCAAACGGUUAACAAAGGUGCGCGCUCGUCCCGUCGCGAAAAAUCACCGAAAGGGAAAAUUCGUAACGGAAGCGGGGAAAAUGGCAUUAGGAAAAUAUGUGUGAACCAAAAACGAAAAAAAAAAAAAAGAAACUAAAAAUCAAAAUAAGAAUGUGAAGGAUUCUACGAAAGAGAACCCAGUGAACAAAACAUAGAAACGAGUGAUUAACUCAACUGGUCCAUGUGAUCCAAACCCAGAUGAAUUAUGGAACAUGUAAAUAGCACUAAUGCCAGACAACCGCAGCAUCAUCAUUUUGAUCAGCAGCUGCAGCACAAUGACAACCAGCAGCAGUUUUGCCUACGCUGGCACAAUCAUCAGACCAGUUUACUGAGCACUCUCCCGAUUCUGCUGGACCAAUCCCAUUUGACGGAUGUUACCAUCUCGGCCGAGGGCCGCCAGCUAAGGGCUCACCGUGUGGUUCUCAGUGCCUGCAGUAGUUUCUUUAUGGACAUCUUCCGGGCUCUGGAGGCUAGUAACCACCCUGUUAUUAUCAUACCAGGUGCCAGUUUUGGGGCCAUCGUCUCACUGCUCACCUUUAUGUACUCCGGCGAGGUGAAUGUCUAUGAGGAACAGAUUCCCAUGCUGCUUAAUCUGGCCGAGACUCUGGGCAUCAAGGGACUGGCCGAUGUCCAAAACAACAAUCUACCAAAGACAGCGAGGAGUGGUGGCGCCUCUUACAUGGAUACGGCGAACGAGAAGUCCUCUGAGUUUGAGCGCCCCAGCACGCCCUCGCCCACGCCAACUCCCAUUCUCACGCCUUCCCACACUCCCACACCAAGUUUGCCUCAACUACCCACUCCGGCGCUUAGCACACCACUGUUGGCAAACAAGCUGGGAUCGGUGGGAUCCACCGGAAUGGGUACGACGCCAUUGGAGAAUCUCUUUAAGUCGCUGCAGUUCUAUCCAAGUCUGCUGCCGCAACCUCUAAACUUUUCGCAGACGGCGCUUAACAAGACCUCGGAACUGCUGGCCAAAUAUCAGCAGCAAUGUCAGCUUUACCAAAGCGGAAUGCAGGACGAUCACCUGGAAACGGACUGCUUUGGCUCCAAGCGGCUGAAGGGUGAAAGUCCGCCCAAGGAGUUGCGGCGUCUGGAGAAGAGUCUGGUCAAGAAUCCUAAAAUAGCAUCAUCAUCUGCUGUCAACAGCAGCAGUAGCAAGUCGCCGCAGGAAAGCUCCAUACCAAAUCCUAUAGUAGCCACAUCCCCCGUUACCCUUGCUCCGCCGGCCAUGGCACACUUUUCACCACAGCUACCGGUGGUCAAGUGCUCCUCGGCCAGUUACCCCAGCACCCUCGGUCAAAGUCAAUUGUAUAACAGCAAGCCGCCGCUGUAUAGUGCUGCAGCCACACCCACUUCGGCACAACAGGCGGCCCAAAUGCAUCACCAUCCACCGCAGGGGCCGACACCGUACAUCUCGGCCGAGGAUCAUGCCAAACUGCAGCUCCACAUCGAGCAGUAUCAGCGGGAAGCGGCAGCAGCAGCUGCAGCGGCUGCCGGUGGUAUGGCGCUGGUCAGCGCCAAGUCGGAGCCCAAUCUGCUCUCACUAAGCGCCGACCGCGACAAAUCACUGGCCGCCGCACCCAUCAAGCCGCCGUCCAACUCAAAACUCUAUGCCACCUGCUUUAUAUGCCACAAGCAGCUGAGCAACCAGUACAACCUGCGUGUCCACCUCGAAACCCAUCAGAAUGUGCGGUACGCUUGCAACGUUUGCUCCCAUGUGUCCCGAAGCAAGGAUGCCCUGCGCAAGCAUGUUAGCUACCGACAUCCUGGGGCGCCAUCACCCUGUGAGAACGAGGCUCGUCGAAAGAGGGUAUCCAAGCUGACGGCAACCACUGCUGCAUCAGUGGCCACACCUACACCGAUGCCCAUGGCAGCCAGUCACACAGUAACCAGCGGUGAGAUAGGUCCAUCACCGGCGACCGCUCUGGGAUGUUCGGGCCAGGAAGCAAGAAAUCCAUACCUCUUCCUGCCCAAUCAAUUUCAGAUGGCGGCCGCAGCAGCUGCCGUGGCCGUGGCUGAAUCCUCUCCAGCUUCUGGUCAGCCAUCGUUGGACUUGGCCCAUGAGGCGCCGCCGCUGGGCAUUAAGAGUGAACGUGAGCCACCGGCGGCCACCAAUGGAGAGGUGACAGGUGUGGAGACUUCAGCGGCAACCACCUGAGAAUAAUAUUUUUUAAUAUUUUCGAUUUGUUCAACUCACCACACUGACACGCACACAAGCACAAGGAACAUGCCCACCCAC
This is a messenger RNA of Drosophila eugracilis, 2349 nucleotides long. Its product is annotated as protein bric-a-brac 2. The transcript has 5 exons. Gene Ontology annotation, cellular component: nucleus. NCBI's taxonomy places the organism in Eukaryota, Metazoa, Arthropoda, Insecta, Diptera, Drosophilidae. Bases 316 to 2268 code for a protein of 650 amino acids. Gene Ontology annotation, biological process: regulation of transcription by RNA polymerase II. Gene Ontology annotation, molecular function: protein binding. The record is from RefSeq and is a predicted model, not a curated record.